Messenger RNA from Papaver somniferum (opium poppy), 2825 nucleotides. RefSeq lists its product as uncharacterized. NCBI's taxonomy places the organism in Eukaryota, Viridiplantae, Streptophyta, Magnoliopsida, Ranunculales, Papaveraceae. Bases 46 to 2415 code for a protein of 789 amino acids. Gene Ontology annotation, molecular function: histone H3K4 demethylase activity; histone H3K36 demethylase activity. The transcript is spliced from 3 exons. The record is from RefSeq and is a predicted model, not a curated record. Gene Ontology annotation, cellular component: nucleolus.
AAAAUUUCAUUUAGUGAAUCCCAUAUUUUCGAAGUUGAGAAAAAAAUGGUGAAACAACGCAAGAAGAGGAAGAGAAACCUCGAAAACGACGACGAUGAUGACGAUGAAAAUGGUAAUGUUGACACUAUGUUUCCAGUACUACUAGCAUCAUCUGCUAAUAAGAUACGCACUCCAUUUACUCGAUCAAUCUUAAAAAAACAAUUACAAAAACUUCAUUCAGUUCUUCAAUCUCAACCCAAACCUAUAUUUAACAAGCCAUCAAUACUCUCAAUUCUCCCAGUUUUACUUAACAAAACUCUGAUUUAUCCUUCAAUUACAUGUCUCAUUCUUGAGAUUAUUGGUUUUAUUUCACUCACUUCAAUUGAAGAUAAUCAGAGAAUUGCCCUAGAUGCUGAGAUUUUGAGAGGUUUAUUGAAUUGUUUGAUGGAAUGUAAAUCUAAGAAGAAAGUUUUGGUUUCUGUUUGUAAUGCGGUUCUGGAUGUGUCUACAACUUGGAUUGGAAGGGCAAAGCUGUGUCAAGCAUUUGCUGUGCAGAAACUUAUCUCUGUGUUUCUUCAGGAUGAUGCUACUGCAAAGCAUGUUGUUCAGUAUUGUAUGGGAAAGGGGAGUAGUGGAGUAGAUGAAUUACGGGUAUUAGUUCUCGAGGCCACUAUCACUUUAAUCAACACUUGUAAUUUGAAGCAAUUGACUGAAAUUCCAAAGGAGUUGGUUGAGAGCUUCUUGAGAUAUUUAAAGGAGGCGUGGGUUAGUUUGCGGGAUGAAAUUAUUCUGAAAAAUGUGGGGGAAUGUGGCAAAGAUGGAAAUAUUCGUCUUAGUAAUACGAGGGUACAUGAUUUAGCUGAAAGCAUAUUUAGGCUUUCUAUCAACAGGAGUGAUUGUUCUACUAAUUGCACACCUGAGGUGGUCAGAAGAAACAUUUUUGGUCCAGAACACUCUGAAUUUGAACAAUUUAUGUUAAAUUACUGGGAGAAAUCACCAUUCCUUUUCACGAAGCUCUCAAAGCCUUUAAGUGAUUGUGGAGAUAGUUUCAGUUCUCUGUUUCGAUCCUUUAACUCGAAAAGAACAACCAGUGCUGUCAUUUCGUCUGUAUUAAGAGGACUAGUUUCUUGUCCACCGCUCCCAUCAGAUGAUCUAAACAUCAUUAGUUUCCUAGAAGAGGUUAAAGGUGGAUUGGGUUUCCCUAUGAUCUACGAGCAGGACAUUCGCGUCCUUAAAGCGGUGGGAUUAAGUAACACAAAAGUGAAGAGGGAGAUUCAUUAUCACAAGGAACUUACUGAUUCGACUGUCACGACUGAUCAUAAGAUGGUUGAUGUGCACAAGUGUGAAGAAGCAUUUUUAGAGGGUUAUACAGUUGCUCUGCGUGGGAUGGAAUUCCGCUCAGAAAGUAUUGCUGCUAUUGCAGAUGGGUUGGCAGUUUUAUUUGGUCAACCAUCUGUAGGAGCCAAUGCAUACCUCACCCCACCUCAAUCUCAGGGUUUGGCUCGGCACUAUGAUGACCACUGUGUGUUUAUCUGCCAGCUUCUUGGACAAAAGAGAUGGGUGGUUUCACCACGGCAAACUUCUCUUCUACCUCGAUUGUAUGAACCUCUUCGUUGCUUGACUGGUUCAGAAGAUGGAAUUGAUGCCUUUGAGUGUAAACAGUUCUUGCUUCAAGAAGGUGAUAUUUUAUAUAUACCCAGAGGUUGUCCUCACGAGGCAUAUACCGUGACAGAUGAUGAUGUGCCUGAGAAGGAUGAUGUGUCUACUGGAUCUUCCUUACACUUGACACUUGGAAUUGAGAUCGAGCCUCCAUUUGAGUGGGAGGGAUUUGCGCAUGUUGCACUUCAUUGCUGGAACCAGAAACGACAAGUCAAUCCAUGCAUUAAUCAACUGCUUGGAGGUCUGAACUCCGUUUACGUAUAUCUUCUGCAUAUUUCGAUACAGCUAAUUGGUUACCAAGAUUCUGUUUUCCGAAAAGGUUGCAUGGUUGCCUCAUUUUCACUGCCACAAAAUAAGAAAGAAAACCAGCUGAGUGAAAAACUGGAUCUGGACCAGAGAAAAACAUUUAGUUAUAUUGUAGACUGUAUUGACAAAGAAGCAAACUUCUUGAAAGCAUUCCAAUGCGUGGAAGAAGCAAUUCAAGAGAAGAAUGAAGAGUGGUUUCAACGAUUGAGGUGGCUCCAUCAUCUUGAUCAUGAGGGAGUAGCAGAUGAGGGUUUUGACUGGACUUCCCAUCUGGAAGGAUUUGAAAACCUUCUGCGUCUAUUAUAUGAGGACAGAGAAGAUGCAGAAGCUACAUUUACCCUAGUUAAGUCAAGUUUCUGCAAGGCCGUGGCAUUUGAGAAUGUCUGUGAAAGCUUUGAAAUGCUGCUUCUGAAGUACAAAAGGACUAGAAAGCACUACAUGAGUGGGAUGCUUUCACUGCAUUGCUCUUGAGUAAGGUUCAAUAUGUAUAUACAAAUGAAUCAAUAUUGUGUCAGAAAUUUGAUUUUGAAUAUCAAUGAUCCCAUCGAGUUUUCUCAACAUUGGGGAUCGUUUCUUCAUCUCGCUGUCAUUGCCAGGUGCAGCUGUUAAUUUUGAGAACUGUUGAAGUUUAUAUGCGACUCUUAGAUGGGAUUGCUAUUGGUUUUCCGGAAAAUUGUUCACAUUAUUAUGCUACAAUAGCUUUGCGGGCACAUCGGCACGACGGAAAAAUCCAUUCCAUCGAAAUAUAUGAACUACAUUCUUAUACCAAAAAGAAUAAAUUAUGAUACAUUCUAAGUUGGAAGGGAUCUUUUUAUCUCUCCCUUCACAUAAAGUAAAGAUAACAGGUUAACUUCUUUUCUAUGGUCUGGGAUGUUUUGGAG